AAGCAGUGAACGCGACUUUCGUGCGCGUACCCCGGCGAAGGCGACUGCGGUAACGGACGAAAAAACAAGCAGAGGAGCAGAGACCGCACUUCACCUCCGCAUCACAAGAUCACACUCAGGAGCGGAAAAAACUCACGCCCUUUUCGGGUCGUGUUGCCGUUGGUGACGACUGGAGAUAUCCUCAGACAGCCGGAAUACGAUGCAGUGUAGCUUCAACUGGUGACCGGCCUGUAGACUCAACACUUUUCUUAUCCCUUGAGGCGGCGACCUGGGGGCAGAUUCCUGCAUUCCUUGUUCACUUACUGAGUCGUUUUGUAGAAGAAAAAAAUAAAAAUAAAAAUCGGCUGCCAUUGGAGUACACAGGCUGUCCUCACCUGUGUUGCUUGGAUCAACACAGAUUAUCCGUCGACGAAGGGGAACCCAGCAGCUGCACAAGAGUUGCCUUUUACCAACUGAUAUCCCCAGCCCAGCCCACACUGCCCCAUCACCAUGGUGCUGUCACAACGGCAACGAGAUGAACUAAAUCGAGCAAUAGCUGAUUAUCUACGUUCCAACGGAUAUGAAGAAGCUUACUCCACUUUCAAGAAGGAGGCGGAAUUAGAUAAUGUGAGUAAAAUAAUGAAUGAAGAAUUGGAUAAGAAAUAUGCUGGUCUUUUGGAAAAGAAAUGGACCUCAGUCAUCAGAUUACAAAAGAAGGUAAUGGAACUGGAGUCCAAACUGAAUGAAGCAAAAGAAGAGAUUACCCUCGGUGGGCCUGUAACUCAGAAGCGAGACCCCAAAGAGUGGAUCCCACGCCCGCCAGAAAGGUACGCGCUGAGCGGCCACCGAAGUCCAGUCACCCGCGUCAUCUUCCAUCCGGUCUUCAGCGUCAUGGUCUCCGCCUCAGAGGAUGCAACAAUAAAGGUGUGGGACUACGAGACGGGAGACUUUGAGCGCACAUUGAAAGGCCACACAGAUUCGGUGCAGGACAUUUCCUUUGACCAGACAGGCAAACUCUUGGCUUCCUGCUCUGCAGACAUGACUAUCAAACUGUGGGACUUCCAAGGCUUUGAGUGCAUCAGGACGAUGCAUGGACAUGACCACAAUGUCUCAUCUGUAGCCAUCAUGCCCAACGGAGAUCACAUUGUUUCUGCCUCAAGGGACAAAACCAUAAAAAUGUGGGAGGUGGCAACUGGUUACUGCGUGAAGACCUUUGCAGGCCACAGAGAGUGGGUGCGCAUGGUGCGACCCAAUCAGGAUGGGACGCUGAUUGCUAGCUGCUCCAAUGACCAGACAGUUCGUGUUUGGGUUGUGGCCUCCAAAGAAUGCAAGGCUGAACUGCGGGAGCACGAACAUGUGGUGGAGUGCAUCUCCUGGGCACCAGAGAGCGCCUCUCCCACCAUCCUGGAGGCCACAGGAUCUGAGACAAAGAAGAGUGGAAAGCCUGGUCCCUUCCUGUUGUCUGGCUCCAGAGAUAAAACCAUCAAGAUGUGGGAUGUUAGCACUGGCAUGUGCCUUAUGACCCUGGUUGGACAUGACAACUGGGUGCGUGGCAUCCUCUUCCACCCUGGAGGCAAGUUUAUUGUGAGCUGUGCAGAUGACAAGACCUUAAGGAUCUGGGACUACAAAAACAAGCGCUGCAUGAAAACCCUGUGUGCCCACGAACACUUUGUUACCUCUCUGGAUUUCCAUAAGGCUGCUCCCUUCGUGGUGACUGGAAGUGUAGAUCAAACAGUUAAAGUGUGGGAGUGUCGCUGAUUUGGACCUGACAGAAUUGGACAACUAACAUGUCUACCCAGGCGCACCUCUGGAUCCCACACCCCUCCUGCCAUCUUGACCCCUUUUACAUUCCAGCCCACCCACUCCGUCGCCUAACCCCAACGAACCCCACCCCGCCCUUCCCUGUCCUGCACAUCUUCGUCACGUCCAGUCCAGCUGCACUACAGUGGUUACUCACCUGUUGCGCUCUCUGGUCAAAUAACUUUUGUCCUUCUGUGUAAAUUAUUUCUGGAUGUAGAUCGAGCUAUUAAAUGUUACACAAAAAAAGUAUUCUUGCAUGGUAACCCAAAAUUCUAUACUGUAAAUUUACAUAAUGUUGUUUAGGAGUACCAUAGGUUUAACAAGGGGCUGUCUGUCAUGCAGCCCAUGCUGACCAACUGAAGGCAGGUGUUUUCCACCGGGUCUAAACCGUAGGGCACUAAGAACUGGUAAUUUAAGGAAAUGACAGUGUCUUUAUACGUAACGGUUAUUUUGUCUAUAUUUUUUAUUAUUAUUUAGUUUUUUUUUUCUUCUUCUUCUGUAAUUCCUCUCCCUCACUGUCGUAGUCGGAUGGUGCCUGGCUCGGUGAAGAGGAAAGGCAGGAAAAGCAUUCAUGGUGUGAGGAGACAGACGCCUGUGGGGGGGCUUUGUCAUUGAGAUCAUCUUUAUAACAUCACCUCUCAAACGUUCAUCUUCAUCUGGAGUUAGUUCAUAUUUUAAUGGCUGUAUAUACGAAUGUCUCAAACUGUUGAGCUUGGACCUGGGGGUGGGGCUUGAAAAACAGCUUAGUACUUCUGCCUAUGGUUAUACAAUGAACCACUGCUAGACUUUAGAUCAGUUGUCCUUUAAAAAUUGAAGGUGUUGUGAGUUUGCUACACAAAGCUUUUUGCAAGAAGUCCGCUUUAUUUGAUCAUCUAAGGAGCGCCCUGGGUCACUGCAGCAUCUGUGCACGCUUAUUGGAUUACAUCGGUUGUUUUUGCGCUUGAUGGGGUGACUCACUUGUGUCUGUGGCCUUUUUUUUUUGUUGUUUUUUUGAGUUGAAGCCCCAGUUCCGGUUGUUUACCACUUCACCACGGCGGAGUUUGAAGCAGCACAGGUCAGGUGUGAGGUUUGAAGGUGCUUAGUGUCCCAUGGCAACAUUUAAAAAAAAAAAAAAUGUAGAAUAAGACUCUACUGAAACAGGAAUGCAUGAGGAGUCAAAGUUGGUCCCCCCAGGUUUGACAUCUGGGAUGUGCGAUUAUUGUUAAUUUAAAAUAUUCUACUAAAUACAGUUUUCAGUUAUAAAAAAAUCUUUGAUAUAAUAGGAACUGUAAAUUGAGGCUGUCUGUCCAUCUCUUUAUCAUUGCACUAUAGUAUGACCGGGGGGGUUAUUUAGUGAGGAAAUGCUUUUAUCUGCUGUUUUGGUCUUUGGAAGUUAAGAGCUUAGAUGAUAGAUGAGUGCAGAUCAUUUCAAGACCCCUGCACGCAUAUUCAGAUGUCCUUGGAGCGGCUUUCCUUUAAAGCUUUCGGUGAAGCUGCAUCUGUAAAAUGGUGAAAAAUAAAUGCUCCGUUGCAGAAACAUCAGCUCCCCUCUUCAAAAACCAAUAAAACGUAGCUGGCAAGUUGAUCAUCUAGUUUUCACUAAAGCUUUGGGCGUUGAAUAUCUGAGAUAACGAUAAAAAUAUGAAAUGAUGCCGAUUCCAGCUUAAACCUCUAAUUUUGCCUGUUCAUUCCAAUGUAGUUCUCGGCUAAUAAAGAACUCUGCCGUAUAACGUCUUCUCUUAGCUUCUUUGCCAUGUUGUCCUCUUCCUGUGUGUCCUGGAUGUGAUGAUCUGCCGCUGUGACUUUUAAAGUGGCCUGCUGGUGUAGCUCAGCUGCAUGUUCACCUGCAUCCGGAGGCAGAACUGUCUGAAGGUUUCUUGUGAAAGCUUCAGAUCUUCCUGUCGGACUAAUUGGUUUGAUUACCGUGACUAGAGUCUGUCUGCUUGAAGUAGUUUGGGGGAUUUUGCGGAACUGCCUUUUUGCUUGGAGCUGGGUGAGGCUUGGAUCCGUCUUCUCUUGCAGUUGGACAACAAAGUGAGAAAGCAUUCUUCCCCCCAAGUGUUCAUUUUUAAAAUAAGACGCUUGAUGGCUUAAAAAAAAUCGUAGACGGCUCUGUUGUCUAGCUUGCAGACGAUGCUUCUCGAAGGUUAAGGAGCCUCUUCCUUUAAAUGCAAACGGGAUUGUGGCAAACUAUGGCUCCCAAAAGAGACAAACUCUCUUUUUAGGGAUUUUUACUGAUGCGGCCCUUGGAUGCACACCUUGUUUUUGGUUUGUUUUAAUGAAAAGGUUUUUUUUUUGUUUGUUUUUUUUUGCUACCCAAGUGUCUGAGAAAAGACUGGAUAUAACAAAAGCAGUUGAUGAUUUUUCUAGUUCAAUUUGGCAUGGCUAAUGAAGAUGCCUGUGUGUUUAAAUGUCCUAGCUGAAGCCAAAAAAUGGGGACGUUUGUCCACACAAUCGAGAUUACCUGGAAGUCGGCCUUUUUGUUGGGCUGACGUGACCAACUUUUGAAAACGAAGCAUUUCUCAGGAUCACUAAGUCAUGGCAGACCAUAAGUUUAGAAGACUCCCCUUGAUUUUAUUCAAGGGAGGCAGUUAACCAGAGAUCUGAAUUAUGUAUGCUGCUUGUUUUUGGUAAUAAUUAAAAGAAACUGUUUAUGCUGUUUAGCAGAAAUGUUUAAAAAAAUGUUGUUUUGCAACUUCGCAAGUCCCAAGCGAUCCUUGUGCUGCUGUGGUCUGGUGUGAGAAGGGACUGAUGGGCAGCUCUGACCGUCUGUGCGUCGUUUCCUGUGGCCUCACGUCUGUCCUCUGUAAGCUGCCUGUGAGUCUCAUCCAGCUGCACAACAAGCUCCUGCAGGAGAGCUCAUGAUGUUUCUGCCACUAUGGUCUCACUCUUCACACAGCAAACUGUUAACAAAAAUACCUGGAUGUCAAUAUUGUUUGCGGUAUAAUAAAAGACGAAAAAAUGUG
Oryzias latipes (Japanese medaka) is the source of this 4724-nucleotide messenger RNA. It is a transcript of the gene pafah1b1a, whose product is annotated as platelet-activating factor acetylhydrolase 1b, regulatory subunit 1a. The record is from RefSeq and is a predicted model, not a curated record. Gene Ontology annotation, molecular function: protein binding. NCBI's taxonomy places the organism in Eukaryota, Metazoa, Chordata, Actinopteri, Beloniformes, Adrianichthyidae.